CGCCCCGCGCCGUAACGCAGUCUAGUCGCGGGCCCAGCGAGCGACGCCCGGCCCGCCCGCACCCUGGCCCUGCCCGCCCCGCCCCGCUCCAGCGGACGACGUACGCGCGCGCACCACGGCACCGAGGCGAGGAUGUCCGGGUGUUGAUCCAUCAUGGUCACUAUGAACGCAGACAAAGCGGGUGGGCGACGUCGGAUGGAUGACAGUAGCCAGGCCGGGGCCGGGCAGUCCGCCUCCCAGGGCGGCGGCGGCGGCGGCAGCGGCAGCCUCCGGCCGCCCAGCGUGCGCGUGGCCAUGGGCUUCGGCGUCGGCGUGCCCUCGGUGGCGGAGGCGGCGCUGGCGGCGGCAGAGGCGGCCACCCCCGCCGCCGGACACCGCCCGGCCACCCUGGCGCAGACCAACAAGGAGGACAACCCCAACUCGGCCGUCUACAAGAAGAUGGAGGCCAUCAUCGAGCGGAUGCAGGACGAGAACACGGGCGUGCCCGUCAAGACCGUCAAGAGCUUCAUGGCCAAAAUACCCUCCGUGUUCACCGGUGCCGACCUCAUACAGUGGAUGAUGAAGAACCUCGACAUUGACGAGCUGAAUGAGGCCACGCACCUGGCCUGCCUCAUGUCGUCGCACGGCUACCUCUUCCCCAUCGACGACCACGUGCUCACGGUGCGCAACGACAACACCUUCUACCGCUUCCAGACGCCCUACUUCUGGCCGUCCAACAUGUGGGAGCCGGAGAACACGGACUACGCCGUCUACCUCUGCAAGCGCACCAUGCAGAACAAGACGAGGCUCGAGCUGGCCGACUACGAGGCGGAGAACCUCGCCCGGCUGCAGAAGAUGUUCUCGCGCAAGUGGGAGUUCAUCUUCAUGCAGGCCGAGGCGCAGAGCAAGGUGGACAAGCGCAGAGACAAGCUGGAGCGGAAGGUGCUCGAUAGUCAGGAGCGUGCCUUCUGGGACGUGCACCGACCAGUGCCGGGCUGCGUCAACACCACGGAGAUCAACAUAAAGAAGAUCUGCUCCAACAGCACCAAGCUCAUGACGCUGCCCGCCGCCACGCCCGCGCAGCUCAUCGCGAGGCAGAUCCAGAUGCUCAAGCAGCGGCUAGACCGGCGGAACAUCAAGCUGUCAAAAGUUGCCGAAUCGUAA
This is a messenger RNA of Frankliniella occidentalis (western flower thrips), 1143 nucleotides long. Its product is annotated as regulator of G-protein signaling 7. Bases 154 to 1143 code for a protein of 329 amino acids. Gene Ontology annotation, biological process: regulation of G protein-coupled receptor signaling pathway; intracellular signal transduction. NCBI's taxonomy places the organism in Eukaryota, Metazoa, Arthropoda, Insecta, Thysanoptera, Thripidae. The transcript has 6 exons. The record is from RefSeq and is a predicted model, not a curated record.